AUGGCGGCUGAGCGACAACACCCAACUUGGAGAGCCCGAAUUCCCGACCCGAUGGAUGGAAUCCGGAGACGCUUCGACUUCUCAACGCCUGCAGAGGCCUCUCGGAGCGGCGCGAGAAACCACUUGGCUCCACCCAUGUUUCGUCCCCUCGGCGAACAGACUCCCGCGGCAACCCGAGUCAACAUGACCGAGCCGCCUCCACUCCGUCGGAACUCAAGGCGACGAGCCGGCGAAGAGGAGAAUGACGCGAUUGACGCGGAGCGCGAAGACGAGCCGAGGAGAGAAGUGCGGGAGCGACUCCCCCAAUCAAAGGGAAUGACUCACGCGCAAACCCUCGAAAUCAAAGAGUUGCGAGCCUCAAUGGCUCGGACAGUUGCAGAGAUACGCGCCAUGAAAUCUCAAGUGCAUAAUGCGACAAGUGCCGCGCCGGAGAUUGAUCAAAUGCUCGAAGAAACCAAAAGAACCUCGUUCACGACGAGGAUCACAGAGGCUAGGAUCCCCGUGCCCGGAAAAGUCAGGAUCCCUUUCUAUGAAGGAACCACUGACCCGAAAGCUCAUAUCACGGCGUUCCGCAUAGCAAUGGGACGAGCCUUCACGAGGAACUCUGCCAACCUGACCAAGCAAGAAAAAGACGCCGGUUAUUGUCUGUUGUUUGUAGAGCAUCUCAAAGGGGCCGCACUAGAAUGGUUCUCAAGGCAAGAACGUAAUUCGAUCAACAGCUUCCAGCAGCUCUCCGCCUUGUUCUUGAAGCAGUACUCGAUGUUCAUGGACCGAGGCACCUCCGACGCCGAUCUAUGGACGUUAUCUCAAGAACCUAACGAACCGCUUCGGGAUUACAUGGCAAGGUUCAAAGUUGUUGUGUCCAAAGUAGAAGGAAUAAGUGACAAGGCCGCCCUUGAAGCCCUAAACCGAUCCUUAUGGUACAAAUCAGAGUUUCGAAGGGAGAUGGCGCUGAACACGCCGCAAACAAUUCAGGACGCUCUGCAUCGAUCAUCAGACUUUAUCAUGAAUGAGGAAGAAAUGAAGAAUUUAGACGAGCAGUACGAAGCGACGAAAGCAGCAAUCCAGAGCUCGAUUUUAACUCCGGAUCUGAAGAAAUACUAUCACUAA
This is a messenger RNA of Eutrema salsugineum, 1110 nucleotides long. RefSeq lists its product as uncharacterized. The transcript is spliced from 2 exons. The record is from RefSeq and is a predicted model, not a curated record. The coding region runs from base 1 to 1110 and encodes 369 amino acids. NCBI's taxonomy places the organism in Eukaryota, Viridiplantae, Streptophyta, Magnoliopsida, Brassicales, Brassicaceae.